UGCAGAUGAUGUCUGAACCUGCUUCCACUCAUUUCUAACAAGUGAUCACAGAGGAAUUUCUGACAAUGAGGAAGUCUUACAUUGUACUUCGAAGUCUUUAUUCUGUCAUAUCUUUCACUUUUCUUGUUCUCAUGGUCUGUUUCUCAACAAAGGUGGCCACCAAGAAUGCUGCUGCAAAUCGUACUAAGCUCGUUCUCCGACUCAUUCACCGUGAUUCCAUUUUAGCUGCGUUGUCAAAUCCAAAUCCCACCAUUUCAGAUCUUACAAACAAUGCCAUAAAUACUUCACGAGCACGUCUAGCUUAUAUACAAGGAACGAGUACUGCUGGAAGCCCUUUAUCUCAGGAGGACAUUAGAGGUCCUCUGGUUCCAGAAAGUAGACUCUUCUUCAUAAAUAUCUCAAUAGGGGAGCCUCCAGUUCCACAACUUAUAGCUCUGGACACUGGAAGCGAUUUGACAUGGCUUCAGCAUCCCCCUUGCACUGGCUGCCCCAUUUAUGAUCCUAAACUAUCAGCCACCUACACUGAACUUUCAUGUGACCCUAAAUAUCAAUGCAGUAAUUAUUCUCACCUGUCUGGCUGCGGACAAGAAUCCCGAUGUACAUUUGCCAUAGGAUAUUUAGAUGGGUCAAGGUGCACAGGCAUCAUGGCCUUAGAAAAGUUCACAUUCGAAUCAUCCAGUGGGGGCACAUCGGAAAUGCCUUACUUAGUGUUCGGUUAUGGACUUGAAAGUCAUGGAAAUGUUCGUCAACUAACUGGGAUUCUUGGACUCCAAGUUCAUAACCAAUACUCUUUAAUCUCUCGUGUAGGUAAAAAAUUUUCAUACUGUAUAGGAAACAUUAACGAUCCUCAUUACAUGUACAACCAGCUGAUAUUAGGCGAAGGAGCUGUUCUUCAAGGCUAUUCGACACCCUUGGAGUUUAGGAGCAAUCACUAUAGAGUCACCCUAGAAGGAAUUUCUGUGGGGCAGAAGCAACUUCAAAUAGUGAACCCACAAGAUUUCCAUUUUAAUGUUGUGAUUGACACGGGCUCAACGUUAACUCUUCUGCUGAGAAGUGCUUUUGAACCACUGAAGGAAGAAGUGAUGAACUAUUUGGAUGGUUUAUUGCCGCUAGUAAAAGUUAAGAACGCUGGGGAACGUCCGUGCUACUGGGGGAAUAUGGAACAGGAUCUCAAAGGAUUCCCACUAGUGACGUUGCAUCUUGCCGAGGGAGCUGAUGUCUAUUUGGACGUUGAAGGCAUGUUCUGGAGAGCAAACGACUACGUCUUCUGCAUGGCUGUGGAUGUUACAAAAAACGGCCUCAAUGUUAUAGGAAUACUAGCACAGCAAUACUGUAAUAUUGGUUUUGACUUGAAUGCAAUGAAGGUCAGCUUCCAAAGAAUUGAAUGUGAACUCCUUGAAGACUAGAUAGAGUAGUCCAUUCUGUUUGAAAUGAACAUUUUAUGCAUGUUGUUCACGACUUUCUGGUGGAAUAAGAAG
Molecule: messenger RNA, 1478 nt
Organism: Sesamum indicum (sesame)
Lineage: Eukaryota; Viridiplantae; Streptophyta; Magnoliopsida; Lamiales; Pedaliaceae
Product: aspartic proteinase CDR1
Cellular component (GO): extracellular region
Source: RefSeq, a predicted model, not a curated record